UCCGGUUCCUUCGCUGUGGAAGAGAAACUUUGAUUUGACGCAGUAACGUAUGGGCUGUCAGUGCCAGUUGGGGGGGAGGUAAACAAGAUGGCGACAACCUGAGCGGUGAGAGUAACACGAAGAGUCAGAGGAUUUCACUGUUAUCCCGUCAGACCUCAGAGAAACACUCACUCCUCAGCGCACCGGCACGAACAGAGGGAUUCAAACCUGCAGCGGAAAACCGACAUUCAUGCGGAUCUAGGCACCAGGCUGAAGGAACAGUGGUGGCAUGGAGGACACCUGAGGACAGGUGGACACAUUGGAUGGCUCAGUCGCCCUCCAGGAGCCAGGCUGUUGCCGCUGCAUGCGUUUGGCCGUAGAUCUGUGCUUGGAUCCAGUCCAGUUGUGCACACGUGUGUGUCCAGAGGAGAACUAUUCUAUGCAGCAUGAAGUUUCCACAGAAAUGCUGCGUGGCCUUGAAGCAGGGCUUGGCUAGAAGGUAUUAAAUUCAUAUUGAGGUGUCUGGAGCAGAGAAGAAUUACAUAUUAGAAUCACAAUUUUGUCUCAACAGAAGUUCUCACAGAUGUAGUACCUAAUGCAAAGUAUAAAACACUAACUUGGUACAGGACCCAACAGGUUGUUCAUCUUUACCUGCACCUCCCAGCCCUAAUGUUUACAAAUUGGGAUUGAUCCCCCACCUCCUCCCUCAACUCUCAGACGGGAUUACUCCCUCUUUCAUGUUUAGUAUUUUAUAAUUCCUCAGUAUUGCAUCUUGUGGAAUUAAAAAAAACUCAGAACGGAAAAGUUACCAGUGGAUUUCUCUCCAGCAGCAGUCAUAGCUGUUGGCUGUCGAACUGUCAGUCAUGAGUACCGGGGAGCUGCAUCAUCUUGACUAUCUAAAUGAAAAUGAACUGAUGGAAAUGGAUACUUUCAUUCACCGCAUUGACUCUACAGAGGUGAUCUACCAGCCACGGAGGAAGAGGGCAAAGCUGAUAGGAAAGUACUUGAUGGGGGAUCUUCUAGGGGAGGGAUCUUAUGGCAAAGUGAAAGAGAUGCUGGACUCAGAGACACUUUGUCGCAGGGCUGUAAAGAUACUGAAGAAGAAGAAGCUGAGGAGGAUCCCUAAUGGAGAAGCUAAUGUGAAAAAGGAGAUUCAGCUGCUAAGAAGACUCCAACACAAGAAUGUGAUUCAGUUGGUGGAUGUCCUCUACAAUGAAGAGAAGCAGAAAAUGUAUAUGGUGAUGGAGUAUUGCGUGUGUGGGAUGCAAGAAAUGCUGGACAGCGUCCCAGAGAAAAGGUUUCCAGUAUUUCAAGCUCACGGGUACUUUUGCCAACUUUUAGAUGGCCUUGAAUAUUUGCACAGCCAGGGAAUAGUUCACAAAGAUAUUAAACCAGGGAAUCUGCUGCUGACCACAGACGGGGCACUUAAAAUCUCCGACCUGGGAGUAGCAGAGGCCCUUCACCCAUUUGCUGAGGAUGAUACAUGUCGCACUAGUCAGGGCUCUCCGGCUUUCCAGCCUCCAGAGAUUGCCAACGGACUGGACACCUUUUCAGGGUUUAAAGUAGACAUUUGGUCUGCUGGUGUAACACUAUACAACAUUACAACGAGUCUGUAUCCAUUUGAGGGGGACAACAUCUAUAAGCUAUUUGAGAACAUUGGAAAAGGAGACUACACUAUUCCUGAGGAGUGUGGACCGCUCCUGUCAGACCUGCUGCAAGGGAUGCUCGAGUACGACCCUGGGAAGAGGUUUUCCAUACAGAACAUUAGGCAACACAACUGGGUGCGUAAGAAACACCCUCCGUCUGAGCCCCCUGUGCCCAUCCCUGCCAGCGCAGAGAGCAGGGACCCUUGGCGGAGUAUGACAGUGGUGCCCUACCUGGAGGACCUGCACGGCUACACAGAGGAGGACGAUGACGACCUCUAUGACGGAGAGGAUGAGAUCAUAUACACUCAGGACUUCACAGUGCCAGGACAAGUGACCGAGGAAUAUCGGGAUCAGGGGAACACAGAUCACAGUCCAGCUGUAGCCAAGCCAGUUUGUGUGAACGGGACAGAGGGGGGUUCCCUGAACAGCAAGGCCAAAGCCGAACGCCGCUCCUCUUCGUCAUCCAACCCCUCACGCAAAGGAGUCUCCACAGCCAGCAAGAUCCGCAAGCUCUCCACCUGCAAACAGCAAUGACCCCAUCCUCCCUCAGCAACAACCCACCUGGUUUACCUGUCCCCUUCCUGUGUCUGGAAACCUCACAGUUGGAAACCUGCUGACGUUAAUGUCCCCGUACCUCCUCGGACUGCUGUUCUCUUUUGAAGAUGUGGUAUGAGUGACAGGAAGAGGACAGCAUGAAAUGUUCUUUUUGCUCUGAGACUGAGACACUGGCUGUGAAAAUAGAUUUUUUUUUUCUCCCAUGUUUUGGCUCCUUUCAGCUCCUGUCAUCCGAUUACCCCCUACUCUCCAUCCCAUCAGCCAAGUGUUGCACCGGAUAUUACAAACCCCAUCACCCCCCUGUACCCCACCUCAACACCCCACCUUCUGUUCCUUUGACUACCUUUGUUUUUACAGAUCCCUAAUGGCAGUUUUUAAGACACAUUGUGAUGUGUAAAAUUAAAGCGAAAAAAAACCCUAAAGUUAUGAAUAAUUCUAUAUUUAAAUCUGUGAUGAGAAUAAUUAUGAUAGUACUCUACUACUACCAACAUAAAAACUGCAUGCUGUACAGAGCUGGAUGAAAGGGAAAGUGUUUGUGGAAAGGCUGACAGACUGAAGCCUUGAGAUCCACUGCUGACCUGUUGGGGGAUUU
Messenger RNA from Paralichthys olivaceus (Japanese flounder), 2772 nucleotides. RefSeq names its product serine/threonine kinase 11 (gene stk11). Gene Ontology annotation, cellular component: nucleus; cytoplasm. Gene Ontology annotation, biological process: positive regulation of vesicle transport along microtubule; protein phosphorylation; establishment of cell polarity. The record is from RefSeq and is a predicted model, not a curated record. NCBI's taxonomy places the organism in Eukaryota, Metazoa, Chordata, Actinopteri, Pleuronectiformes, Paralichthyidae. Gene Ontology annotation, molecular function: protein serine/threonine kinase activity; ATP binding; protein kinase activator activity.